UCUCUGUGUUUUGGUUUAGAGGUGUAGAGAGAGAGAGAGAGAGAGACAGAGAGAGAGAGAGAUAUGGGGAGAGCUCCUUGCUGUGACAAGGCAAAUGUGAAGAAAGGGCCAUGGUCACCUGAAGAAGAUUCAAAGCUCAAGGAUUAUAUAGAAAAAUAUGGAACUGGAGGAAAUUGGAUUGCUCUCCCACAAAAAGCUGGUUUAAAGAGAUGUGGAAAGAGUUGCAGAUUGAGAUGGCUCAACUACCUGAGGCCAAACAUCAAACAUGGUGAAUUCUCUGAUGAAGAAGAUAGAAUAAUCUGCAGUCUCUUUGCCACCAUAGGUAGCAGAUGGUCAAUAAUAGCCGCUCAUUUACCAGGAAGGACUGAUAAUGAUAUCAAGAACUACUGGAACACCAAGCUGAAGAAGAAGCUCAUGGCUAUGGCGGCUUCUCCUAAUUCUCACAGGAAACCUCCAUUGCCGUCUUCCCUUCAAGCUCCUCCUCCUCCUCCACCACCAUCACCACCAUCAUCGUCAUCACUAUACAAAGAUUUUUACAGUAGUUUCUAUACCAACUCAACUAAAUCUUUCAGUGGUACUGGUCUUGAAUUGCCCAUAAUUAAUCCAAAUCUAAUGUUGAGCAACUCUAGCUCAGCUAAUUCUCUCCUCCAAAACCAAGACCAGAGCUUCCUGCUCAGCUCCAUGCAACAAUCUUACUAUCCUAAUGUCAAAGAUCAGAGUAAUUUCCUAGUGUUUGGGAGUGAUCAAACUGCAAGUUGUAGCUCAUCUGAUGGAAGUUGCAGCCAGAACAAUAUCAGCAAUGGACCAAGAGAGAUCAAGCAAGAAGAUCAUCAUCAUCGGAGCUUCAUGUCAAAUGGGUAUCAUCAUCAUCAUCAUCAUCAAGAUCAAGAUCAUCAAAAGUACAGCUUGCUGUUGAAGAACAUGAGCUUAGCAAAUUAUAAUAAUAAUUGCCAGUACUGGGCUGAUCAAGAUAAGAAUCAAAAUUUUAAUGGAGAAGAAAGCAGAUUAGAUUAUGGUGAUGUUGAUCUUGAUCAAGAUGUUAAGCAACUGGUUAAUAGUAGUAAUACUGUUUACAAUGAUGAUAAUAAUAGCAACAACUACUUCUUCUUCAACAUUGAUGAAAACAAGACACAGCAGGAAGCAGGAGAUGAUGAAGAAGAUCAGAAGGUGAUGAUGUACUUCUACAACUACUGAUAUAUAUUAUUCAUGGAGGAAGACUGACUGUAAGUAAAAUCAGUGAGAUUUGAUGGGGUAAGGGAGUAGGGAUGGU
Messenger RNA from Carica papaya (papaya), 1270 nucleotides. RefSeq lists its product as uncharacterized. The record is from RefSeq and is a predicted model, not a curated record. Lineage: Eukaryota; Viridiplantae; Streptophyta; Magnoliopsida; Brassicales; Caricaceae.